AUGACCUCUGGGCCAGAGGCACAACGACCAACGCAGGUACAGGUACAACCAGUUGAUGUGCGUCCAGCAGUUCCAUACACGAUCAAGGACGAUGAGCAGAAGGAUAUCAUGCCCGACAUGAUUGAUGCCAUCAAAGCACCACUGCGUUCGAUUGGUAGCGGAGAGAUUAAUGUUUCGGCCUAUGACACGGCAUUGGUCGCCCUUGUCAAGAACCAGGACGGGGGUGAGGGGCCACAAUUCCCCUCGAGCAUUGAUUGGAUUGUUCAGAAUCAGCUCCCGGAUGGUUCCUGGGGUGAUAAGCAUUUCUUUUUUAUCCAAGACCGGAUUAUCAACACCCUAGCAUGUGUUGUGGCGUUGGCGACGUGGAACCUUUACGGUCAAAAGUGUGAGAAAGGUAUGCAUUUUAUUAGAGAACAUAUGUGGAGGUUGGCCGAGGAGACGCCAGAUGACUGGACGCUAAUAGGCUUUGAGAUUACUUUCCCCUCGCUCCUAUGCAUGGCUAAGGAUCUGGAUCUGGACAUUCCGCAUCAUGACCCAGCCUUGGAAGCCAUAUAUGCCAAGAGAAACCAAAAGCUCAAGAUGAUUCCCACAACUGUAUUGCACGCGGUGCCAACGACUCUGCUUUACAGUGUAGAAGGAAUGGUAAACUUGGACUGGAAAAGGUUACUUCAGUUCCGGUGUGCAGAUGGUUCAUUUCAUCAAUCACCUGCUGCAACAGCUUAUGCUCUCAAUCAAACAGGCGACCCAAGAAGCCUCAAGUUCCUUGACAGAAUCAUCAAGAUCUAUGACGGGGGAGCGCCCUGUGUCCACCCUGUCGAUUUGUUCGAGCGCUUAUGGGCGGUGGACCGGUUGAUGCGUCUGGGCAUAUCGCGACACUUCACAAGUGAAAUUGACCAGUGCUUAGAUUAUGCUUACAGGCACUGGACAGAACACGGACUGAGCCACUCAGGACCUUGCCCAACUAAGGAUAUUGAUGAUACCGCCAUGGGUUUUCGCCUCCUCCGUUUGCAUGGCUACUUUGUCUCUCCAUGCGUGUUUAAGAAGUUCGAAAAGGACGGCGAAUUUGUCUGCUACCCAGGGCAGUCCAACCAAUCCGUCUCUGCCAUGUACAACACAUACCGUGCCGCCCAGAUCGUGUUUCCAGCUGACGAGGAAGACAUUCUUGGGCGGGCCGAGCUCUAUUGCCGCACAUUCCUCCAAGAGAAGCGAGCCUCCAACAAACUGAGUGACAAAUGGGUCAUUUCCAAGGACUUGCCGGGCGAGGUAGAGUACGCACUAAACUUACCCUGGAGAGCAAGUUUGCCACGGAUCGAAACGAGGUUCUAUCUGGAGCAGUAUGGAGGCAGCAACGAUGUGUGGAUUGGGAAGGUCCUCUACAGGAUGCCUCUGUUCUGCAACGAUCUGUAUCUCAAGGCAGCCAAAGCUGAUUUCACCAAUUUCCAAAGAAUGUGCCGACUUGAGUGGUGUGGCCUCAAAAGGUGGCAUGACAGGAAUAAUCUGCAAAUGUAUGGCGUGUCUCCAAAUAGCGCGUUGAGAGCUUAUUUCUUAGCUGCAGCAAACAUCUUCGAACCAGAGCGAGCAGCUGAGCGUCUGGGAUGGGCUCGAACAGCGAUUCUUACCGAGGCUGUCUCCUCAAACAUUCAAGACAAUGGUUCAGAUAUGAAUACGACAAACGACAUACUACGCAUUGUUGAUGAGCUUAUCAUGGAGUUGGGGCGAUUCGGUGAUGCUGCAGAUAAUCUGCGCCGAGCUUGGAAGGAUUGGCUCAUGUCAUGGGCGGCAAGUGACAUAAAUGAAUCCUAUGAAUGGAGCACAGCAUUGUUGUUGGUUCGCACGGUCGAGGUCUGCUCUGGAAGGUAUGAUUCCACCAAGCAAAAGAUGAACAUUUCUGAGUAUACCCAGCUGGAGCAGCUCACCUCUUCCAUAUGCCGCAAACUUGCCCAGCAGUGUGGGCAAGAAAUGGAGAACAUUGAAGAAAUAGACCGACAGGCGGGUUUGGAGAUGCGAGAACUAGCUGAGCACGUCCUUCAGAGCUGCAAUGGCAUCAGCAGAUUGACCAAGCAAACUUUUCUCCAUGUUGUGAAGAGCUUCUACUACGCUGCCCUUUGCUCACACGACACAAUUGAUCACCACAUCUUCAAGGUCAUACUGGAAGAUGUCAUUUAG
Molecule: messenger RNA, 2166 nt
Organism: Hordeum vulgare subsp. vulgare (domesticated barley)
Lineage: Eukaryota; Viridiplantae; Streptophyta; Magnoliopsida; Poales; Poaceae
Product: syn-copalyl diphosphate synthase-like
Exons: 13
Coding region: 1-2166 (721 amino acids)
Biological process (GO): gibberellin biosynthetic process
Cellular component (GO): chloroplast
Molecular function (GO): magnesium ion binding; terpene synthase activity
Source: RefSeq, a predicted model, not a curated record